AUGCUCCGUCGUUCCCAAAACGCCAUCUGCGAGGCGCUCGCGGCCGUCGAUGACGGCUCGUUCCGGGAAGACACAUGGACGCGAGGGCCAUCCGGAGGCGGCGGCUGGAGCCGGGUCAUCCAGGAUUCCAAUGUUCUGGAGAAAGGAGGGGUGAACGUCUCAGUCGUGUAUGGGACGCUUCCCCCAGAGGCUGCGUCAAGAAUGACAAGUCAAGGCCACGUUCUUCCCCCUGCGAACGGCGAGGGGCGGAAGUUCUACGCCGCUGGUCUCUCGAUGGUGAUACAUCCGAGGAAUCCCAUGGCGCCGACAGUUCACUUGAACUACCGGAUGUUCCAGAUCUUUCAAAGUUCGCCAAGCGAGAACACCAACGGGCAUGGGGGGGAAGCACCUACAGCGGGAGAGCCACUCCUGUGGUGGUUCGGCGGUGGCACGGAUCUUUCUCCCGCGUAUGUCUUCGAGGAGGACUGUGUCUUUUUCCACGAGAAACUACGUGAGCAAUGCGACCGCUGCGACCCCAAAUACUACGCGAGGUUCAAAAGGUGGUGCGAUGCGUACUUCCGCAACCACCAUCGAAACGAAGGUCGAGGCAUAGGAGGAAUUUUCUUUGAUGACCUAAAUGAAAAGAUGAUGGUAUCGCCAGAAAAAUUCUUCGCUUUCGCAGAAGAUGGCCUGCAGACAUUUAUCGCAGCGUACAUUCCGCUCCUGGUCAAACGAAAAGACCAACCUUUUACCGAACGCGAGAAGAUAUGGCAGCAGAUCCGAAGGGGGCGCUACGUGGAAUUCAACCUGGUUCAUGAUCGGGGGACCAAGUUUGGAUUUCAGGUACCCGGAUCCCGUAUCGAAUCCAUCCUGAUUUCACUUCCUCUCACAGCACGGUGGGAGUACCAGUUUGAAGUCGAAAAAGGCUCCAAAGAGGAGGAGUCACUCCAAGCGUUUGUGGAACCCCGAGAUUGGCUACCGAUUGACAGCGCGCAUCUGGAAGGCUUCAGAUGGCCAACAGAGAGCGGCGCCAGGGGCCACUGA
Messenger RNA from Neospora caninum, 1023 nucleotides. RefSeq names its product putative coproporphyrinogen oxidase. The coding region runs from base 1 to 1023 and encodes 340 amino acids. Gene Ontology annotation, molecular function: coproporphyrinogen oxidase activity. Gene Ontology annotation, cellular component: cytoplasm. The transcript has a single exon. The record is from RefSeq and is a predicted model, not a curated record. NCBI's taxonomy places the organism in Eukaryota, Apicomplexa, Conoidasida, Eucoccidiorida, Sarcocystidae.